Seminavis robusta is the source of this 573-nucleotide messenger RNA. The record is from the annotation of a GenBank genome assembly. NCBI's taxonomy places the organism in Eukaryota, Bacillariophyta, Bacillariophyceae, Naviculales, Naviculaceae.
AUGGUCCGUAGCCCCGAGAAGUUCGAUUUGCAACACGACAAUCUCAGCGUGAUCCAAGGAGAUUUUUCCAAUGGUGAUGCCAUCCAGGAGACAGUUCGAGGUACAACCUACGUGAUCUGCACCGGUGGUGGCCCUCAUAAUUCCAGGCAGUACGAGAAGGGCUUUAUGGAACGGUUCGUGAGAGAACAAUUGUGGCCUGCUGUUCUGGCGAAUGCGGAGAGCAGUCCACCCAAGGCAUUGUUGUUCCAAGCGGGAGCGUUAUCCAAGGUAUCCAAGCUGCCGAAUUUCAGUCAAUUGUUGAUAGCGCCUCUGAUGGGCCUUCGACCGAUGGCUCUGGACAACGAUGCAGUGAUGAGGUUCAUUGACAGCAACCCACUGAAAGGGACCAAAGUGAUUGUGACACGUCCUGGUGCACUGAUAAAUGGAAAAGGAGGAUCGGACCUACGAGCGAGCUGCAUGGCCAACACCAUUCCUCUUACGUAUGCCGAUUUAGGAAGAUUCAACGUGCAAACGGUUUCCGACGAAGAGUUUGGGAUGAAAUAUCCCUAUGUCUGCCUCAAGAACGGAUUCUAA